This is a messenger RNA of Nematostella vectensis (starlet sea anemone), 2734 nucleotides long. RefSeq lists its product as uncharacterized. The transcript has 4 exons. The record is from RefSeq and is a predicted model, not a curated record. Bases 292 to 1845 code for a protein of 517 amino acids. Lineage: Eukaryota; Metazoa; Cnidaria; Anthozoa; Actiniaria; Edwardsiidae.
GACAGUUCGGGGCAGUGUAUGCAAAGAUUAACCAAAUUUUAUCCAUCUAAAUGUUUCUCAGUCCGAGAAGGUUCAAAGCUUUUUGUUGUUAAAGACCCUGAUUUUAUAGUAAUAGUUAAUGUGAUAGUCCUUGUUUAGUCCUGGACGGCAAGAGCCUGGUAAUGAAUCUGCCUUAUGUCUUUCCCGCCGUUAUUCAAAUCAAGUACACAAGCUUGUGUAGUUGCAGUGAACAAAACGAAUUUUUAGCGACAUUGUCCCUCAUAAUAACCACCGGAUUUCGCUAUUCGCGAGAUGGACGACCACGCAAAUGCUGUCUUGAAGGAGUUACACUCCCUCCAGUUGCCUUGGGACGAGGUUCUGCCUCAAUCACAUGUAGAUUGGCUAGAUGUGUUCAGCAAUGCCCACAGUGUUGUAAAAGAGAUAAUGUUUCCAGCUAUAUUGACUGGAAUUUCCGGAGUAAUGGCUCCAAGAACGACCAUCAAACUAUCAGAAAAUGAGUACGAGCCAGUUAAUCUCUUCACUGUUAUUUUGGCCCCGCCAGGCGCGGGAAAGACGGCAGCAAUGAAAGCAGCCAUUGAUAAGCCACUAAGUGCUUUAGAUGAGAGCUGCGAGGCACCUAUUCUUAUUGAGGACUUUUCAAAGUCCGGCCUUUUUAACCACCUUAAAGACACAGACGGGAUGGGAGUCCUCUGUAAGGAUGAAAUUCACAUCCUUAUAAAGGAGUUGCUUAGCGGGAAAAAGAAGGAGCUUGAUAAAGACAUAUUUAUUAAGUUAUUUGACAAUGGUUCUUGGACUGUAAAUAAAGGCAACUCGGCAAAAAGGCUUCGCCUACCCCGUGUCGCUCUGGCAAUGAUCGGCUUCAGUCAGCCAUGCAGCUUUUUUGAGCUCUACGCCAAAAUGGCAGCCGUGGGCAACGGGUUUGUUGACCGUAUUCUGUGUUGUUGUCCUCUUCCCAAACGUCUAAGCUGUACCGAUCGUAUUAGAGCGGUGGCUUCCCUGCAACGGAAGUUUGAGACGAUGCAAAGUCUCGAGAACGUUUACCAAUAUAUUUAUAGCCGCCACAACAUCAAUCAGGAAAAAGUAUUCACGCUAAGCCAGGAGGCGUUCCAGUAUUUUGUUCAAGAAGAACAAAAGUUCGUAGAUGCGCUGAAUGCGAUCUUUGCCUGUGAGACGGUACAAGAGACGCCCACUAAUAUAUCUAAGGCUUCAAAACUCGUGCUAAGGAUUGCAGCAUCUUUGCAUGUGUUUGUCGACAGACUGUCGCAAGCCCUUGAAGAAAUCCCGGCAAGAGACACACCAACUGUGAUAGAGCUCCCGGAAAUGAAGCGGGCAUUUGCCCUUGGCAAAUGGUUUAUGGACAGCCGGUACAUUCUUGAAAAGUUGAUCAAAGGCAAGACAAAGAAUAAUGUCUUAUCUGUACAAAAUAAGAUGAUCCAAGGCAAGUCAACAAAUGGUGUCCCUUUACAAAAAAGUGUCCUUUCAGUGGAUGGACCAUUUGUUACAUUUCGCAUGGCAUGUCGAGCUUCCCAUGCCCACAAGCCGGAAGUCCGCGAAGCAAUGAAAAAGCUGGAAGAGCAGGGCCUUGGGUCACUUAACGAGGUCAAGAAAGUAUUUUAUAAAGCUUUCCCUUCAGCCCUAGAAAAUCUUAAGGGUCAACUCAAACUCUAUGGAGUUGAGUUUGCUGAUUAUGAUUCAACAUUUCGCGUUAAAAAUUCGUCCCUUACGGCGGCCCAAUGGAAGACCCUAAGGGCCAAUUCUCCAGACAGAGCGGGAUGUCAAAGGUACUUCUUAGAUUCGAAUGCUUCAACAGCAACACUUGAGUUAAAGUGUUUUGGGAGGGUUUAAGGUGGCCACCCCUUCUGAAUAUGUUUGAAAUCGCUAAGCCACAUUACUAUUUAGGGAAAUGGUAAAAAAAAAACUUCCUUAAUAGUUCCGACACGCCCAAUUUUAAUUGAGUGGUGGGUGCGAAAUUUUAGGUAAAUAAAGGAAUGGACCAACCAUUUAGUUGUGGCGAGAUUAACCGAAAACUUCAAUCUAUAAAAACGGAGGUGCUUGUCAUGGUAACCGAUGAACAAUUUUUUUUCAUUUAAAUUCCAACGGUAUAUGAACGAGUGGACUGUACCAUUGAAAAUCUAAUUUUUUGCCUUUUUGACGACCAACGGUAAGCACCCUGGCAACCCCAGAUCAGGCUCUGCCGAGAAAUUAAGCUCUGAAAAUGGUGGAGGUACAUGCAAGACCUCCCUGAUAACAUUGGGCACGACGGAAGUAGGGAUGAUUUAACCUCUUUCCUUAAAGGUUUUAAAUACUUUGGCCCAGAUCAAGACAGCAAUAGGCUUACUUAGAGUACUUAGGGAUGCUGAGAGAAAUGUAGAAGAAUAAUGGGGGAGCGCAGCCUAGUCCCAGGCGUUCUUGGCGGGUUUCCUGUGCUCGGAGAUGAACCGUGAGGUAGCCUGAGGGCUGGGACGAGCUCCGAUGGUUUUCUUUUGACGUCAAAACUCUUACCAUCCACAGGAAACCCAACCACAGGGAACCCGAUAAGGACCCCUGGAACUAGGCUGGGGGGCGCGGUCUCCCACAGCAAUAUAAAGACGUUUUAGAAAGGUACCUAUGCACUUAAACACAACCGCACCAGCGGAAAACGAUUUGGGAUUAGUUUUCGAUGUUAAUUUAUUGCAAAUAAUAUCCUUGAGUUCUAGUUUUGAAAAGUUGAAAAUAAAGUUUUGAAAAGUUAAAA